Molecule: messenger RNA, 495 nt
Organism: Brettanomyces nanus
Lineage: Eukaryota; Fungi; Ascomycota; Pichiomycetes; Pichiales; Pichiaceae
Exons: 1
Coding region: 1-495 (164 amino acids)
Source: RefSeq, a predicted model, not a curated record
AUGCAGAUCACACUCUGCGGGCAUUCUGCUGGAUGCACAUUGAUUACUCAGAUACUAGAGAGAGAACAUACAUUGAGUCAAUUUGGUGUACGGGAAAUUGGACCCAUUCCAAGCAUUCAACGUGCCAUAUUCUUAGAUGGCAUAUACAAUGUGACAUCAUUGGUGGAGCAAUAUCCUGAUUAUUGUGGUUUCAUUCAUGAAGCAUUUGGUGACAAUAUGGAAAGGUGCAAUAUCAUUUCGUCAGGGAAACAGGAUAAGGACCUUGUUAAACAUAUCUAUGGACAAUUGGAUAAAAUCACCGUAAUACAUAGUAUCUGGGACGAGUUGAUCUCACUCAAACAGCCCGAAGAGUUCAUCAACUGGUUACUCGAAUGCGGUGUAGAUGAAAGACUCGUUACCGAAGGUUGCUACUUUGAUUCAUUUGGAAAGCAUAACGAUGUGUACCAGAGCAAGAAGGUAGCCCAUAUACUGGUGACGGAUAUGUUCACAAGAUAA